UUCCAGGCAAGGAGUUGAUGGGAUUCGAGAUGAAGCUAGGUUGGGGGAAAAGUGUCCCUAUUCCCCUUUACCCUAUUUACAUCCCGCCUGCUCUUUUGGAGCUCAUCAAGCCUCCUCCUCCAAGUGGAUUGCCUUUCAAUGCGCAGCCAAGAGACUGGUUGAAGUCCCUACGAUCAGCUAUUAAAGAGCGUGCGAAACUGGUUACCGAUGGUGUCGACCCCGAAGCAACCAGACCCCCAGCAGCAGACCGAAAACCUUUUGAUAUUAACAAAAUGUCGGAAAAUGAACUUGGAGAGAUUCGUGCAUCCCGUCACGAGCACGUUCCUCAGUCCGGCCACGAAAGUCGAGCUCAUUGGAUUUUGUGUUGCUUAAAUUUGUUCUCUACUAUGAGCGAUCCUGGAUAUUCCGGCUACCAACCUCUUCACCCACGUUUGGCCGUCUCGAGCAGCUUCGGGAGGUUCGAUAUUCACGGUGGUAUGCCCGAAGAUCUCGUUGAAGAAGACGAUUAUCCGUAUGCACCCGGCUAUGUGCCGCCACUUCAAGCCAGACGUCACGAUGCUGAGCUUGACGAAGCUAUGGCGCUUUCGAGACAGUGCGGUUUAACGGAAGCUCAACGAGGUCGGUUCACACAGAUGUUGGUGGACUUGGAGCCGUCUCGCGCGAACGUCGGUGACGUGAUGGUGUGGUGCUUGGAGCAUGCGGAUGCUGCAUCAGAUAUCACAGAUUGUGUGGUGGACGCGCUCUCAUUCACCUCUUCGUUGGACCAAUCGGAAGCCGCCUCAUCACCGAAAAAUGUCGUGUCUGGUAUGCCUGAUGAAAGCAAGACGAAGCCUCCUGUCUCUGUUUCAAAGGCUGUAGCUCGAUUGUUCCUCAUUUCUGAUAUUCUUCACAAUUCCUCCGCGAAAGUACCGAAUGCCUCUUACUUUCGCAAAUGCUUUGAGAGGCGACUACCGGACGUGUUCUUAAACUUGCAUGCCUUGUACGAAAGUGUGGACGGAAAACUGAAAGCUGAACAGCUUAAGCAAAAAGUGAUGCUUUGUUUUCACGCCUGGGAUGACUGGGCCAUUUAUCCGAACGACUAUCUCAUCAGACUGCAGAAUAUUUUCCUCGGAUUGGUGAGCGAAAUUGACGACGAGUCCGACCUUGCUGGUGUUCCGCUCGAGCUAGAGGGGGCUGCGGUUAUUGACGCUUCCAGCAAAUCCUUACCGACGCUGGAUCCAGAUGUUGAAAUGCUCCAAGGCCAGCCACUCGUCCAAUAUGAUGGUGAUCCGUUAGACGUGGACGGUAGUCCCCUGGACGAUACGGACCAGGAAGAUAAACCUAUUGCGAAAAAGCCUAAAGAAAGCGUCAUUAAUGAACCAAAAGUUGUAUCUCCCGGGACGGAUUCUUCCUCCACUCGACUAUUUGUUCCGAGUAAAUGGGAAACUGUUGAUCCUGCAACUGUGGAAUCCCAAGCGGUCACAACAACUAGUCGCUGGGAGCUUCUAACUGAUGACGCACCGACACAACUCACGGAACCCAAUAAUCACGUUCGCGGUGUUCGGGAAUCUGGUAUGGAGCGUUCGGUCAAGCUUGGUCGAUGGGACGAUCUAUCGCAGAACUCCACAAAUGAUGACGAGCUGGAUGGCCAACCACUUACAGGUAUCGGUGCCUUGGUGGCUUAUGAUGAUGAAGAUGCUCUGAGUCCUGUGAGUAGUGGAUCCGCAGACUCCCCAGCCCUGUCUGCAAUACCGUUACCUCCUUCAGCAAGCACAAACACAGUAUCCAAGUCAACGUCAAGCUCCGGUGUGACCACAUCAACGGCAUUGUCCGAGGAGCGUCGUCCAAUGCUGCGGGAGCUAGANAACGGCAUUGUCCGAGGAGCGUCGUGCAAUGCUGCGGGAGAUAGAAUCGAAAGUUCUCAAGUAUCAAGACGAACUUGAGGCCACUCGUAAGGGCGAUAAAUCCAUCACAGAAGAGGCGAUUACCAAGCAAAUCCAACGCUAUCGAGAACGUCUUCUCGAGCGGUUGCAGGAAGAUGAUCAACUGUCCUGUGUGCCUAAGUCAAAGAACUUAUCGGAUUCAAAGUUGAAACCCUCGAAUGCUAGAGAGAGGUCUAAUGUGGGUUCUUCCAUGCAAUCAUUGUCUUCGAAGCAUCCUCGGAGGGAUCAUUCCAUCUCACCCCCUGCAUCUCGAGACUCGCGUGAUCGGUCACCUCCGCGUUCUUUCCGUGAAAAUGAUCGUCCCCGUCGACGUCCACCUUCUCCCACCAGUCCGGACGCCAGUUCGGAAAAUGAGGCUUACGAUAGCUCUCCUCUCCGAAGUCUUCGCAAUCCUUCAGUUCCAUCUACGGAUUCACCCUAUAGACGUGAUGCCGAUGACGUCACGAGACGGCCACGAUUAAGUGCUUCGGACGAUGCUGAGCGGCAGCGGAAUUCCCAUGGCAGUUCUCAGAGAAGACUUCCCAUACCAUCCGAGGAGUUGGAGGAAGGUGAAGCUAGUGACGAUGAAGAUUUCGGUUCUACUUUGGCACAGCGCAUGCCGUCGAGACGUAAACAUCAUGGACGAGAUGAUACUCACGGUUCCACAAGUCCAAAGACAACGCGAAAACGUCACCGUUCACGUACACCCAAUUCCGUUGUCGACGCACGCCAUGCUUACCGGUCAAGAACCCCAUCACCAAGUCGAAGACGGUCCGAACUUUCUGCAGGAAGUGCUAAUCGACGUAGGAAGAAAUGAUCAUGUUUUUGUAGAAACUAAUCCAUACAGUUCAGCCUUUGGACUGUCCUAUGUACAGAAUCCCUACUUGGUCACCAAAUUCCGUGUUCCCUUUUAUUUCAUGCACUUACGCUGCAUUUACUUGUUCAGUGGUUUACGGGCGCUCGAAGUCUGAUUCCCCGCCAAAGCACUCAAGAGGUUCCCGUAGCAACUAAUCUGGUUGUUUGUAAAUUCUGGUGGUUAUUAAUGAGUGAAUCGUUUGUCGUUUCGACGAUGCUGUAAUCAUUGAGUGCAAGUACUGAGUUACUUAAUAAACUCAUCUUUUGAGCAUAUACUUUUAUCCCAAGAAUCUGGCCUCUGGGACACCCC
Molecule: messenger RNA, 3066 nt
Organism: Opisthorchis viverrini
Lineage: Eukaryota; Metazoa; Platyhelminthes; Trematoda; Opisthorchiida; Opisthorchiidae
Exons: 11
Coding region: 18-1922 (634 amino acids)
Cellular component (GO): nucleus
Molecular function (GO): RNA binding
Source: RefSeq, a predicted model, not a curated record